AAGACUUCCGGUAGUGUGUCAUGGCGGUGGGAUGGUGAAUCCUAAAGAAGGAGAAAAAAUCUCGCCCCUUUCGUCCUUUCCCACAGAUUCAAGACAAUUUCCAUGCAUUACUAAGCCCGUCAGCUGCGGUCUUGCAUCUUGGAUUUAGCAGCAGAGGGCUGCGGUGUCCGUCCGCCUGGUCAUGACGGCUCACAAACCAGUGGAAUGGGUCCAGGCCGUGAUUACUAGAUUUGAUGAGCAGCUUCCCAUUAAAGUUGGACACCAGAACACCCACACCAAAGUCAGCACAGAGCACAACAAGGAAUGUUUGAUUAAUAUCUCCAAGUACAAGUUCUCCCUUGUCAUCAGUGGUCUUACCACCAUUCUCAAAAAUGUCAAUAAUAUGCGGAUAUUUGGAGAAGCAUCUGAGAAGAACCUCUACCUCUCUCAGCUCAUCAUUCUAGAUACCCUGAAGAAGUGCCUGGCUGGGCAAUCCAAGGACUGCUUGCGUCUGGAUGAAACUAUGCUGGUCAAACAGCUGCUGCCAGAGAUCUGCCAUUUCAUUCACACGUAUCGUGAGGGGCACCAGCACCAGCAUGCUGCUGAGCUACGAGCCUCAGCUUCGGCUGUCCUCUUCUCUCUGAGCUCCAACAACUUCAGCGCUGUUUUUAGCCGCAUUUCGACCAGGCUUCAAGAGCUGACCGUCUGCUCAGAGGAUAACGUUGAUGUUCAUGACAUAGAGCUCAUGCAGUACAUCAAUGUGGACUGCUCUAAGCUGAAGAGGCUGUUACAAGAAACUGUAAUGAAGUUCAGAGCUCUAAAGAAGCCUGCCCAGCUUGCAGUCAUCAGCAGUUUAGAGAAGGCAUUUUGGAACUGGGUGGAGUGUUACCCAGAUGAGUUCACCAUGCUGUACCAGCGACCACAGUCAGAUAUGGCAGAAGCUGCAGAGAAGUUGUUUGACCUGGUGGACAGUUUUGCAGAGAGUACCAAGAGGAAGGCAGCAGUGUGGCCACUGCAGAUAAUCCUCCUCAUACUCUGUCCAGAGAUUACACACACAAUCUCCAAAGACACAGUGGAAGAAAGCAAGGCUAACAAGAAACUUUUUCUGGACAGUUUACGGAAAGCUUUAGCAGGGCAAGGUGGAAGCAAACAGCUGAUGGAGAGUGCUGCCAUUGCCUGUGUCAAACUUUGUAAAGCCUCUACUUACAUCAACUGGGAAGAUCAUUCCACCAUUUUCCUCCUGGUCCAGUCCAUUGUCAUGGAUCUCAAGGCUCUGCUGUUCAACCCAGCCAAACCCUUCUGGAGGGGAACGGGCAGUCAGAAUGCUGAUGUGGAGCUCAUGAUGGAUUGCUUUGUGUCCUGUUUCCGCAUUAACCCUCACAACAACCAGCACUUUAAGGUCUGCCUGGCCUCGUCAUCCCCUUCCACCUUUCACUUUGUCCUGGUCAACUCGUUACAUAGAAUAAUCAACAAUUCCCACCUGGACUGGUGGCCUAAGAUUGAUGCAGUAUACUGCCACUCUGGAGAGCUUCGCUUCAUGUUCUCAGACACCCUCAACCGUGUAACCCAAGGCACUGGCACACAUGCCCCCCUACGCAUGACUCCGAGUCUAACAUUUAUUGGAAAGAAAACCACCAGCCUUAAGUUCAAAGAGAAAGCCACAGAUUUGGACACUCGAAGUUACAAGUGCCUCCUCCUUGCUCUGGUUAAACUCAUCCAUGCCGACCCCAAACUCAUGUUGCAUAAUCCAGUGAAACAAGCUCCAGAGAUGCAGAGCAGCACAGCAGAGCUCAUCACUGGCCUUGUGCAGCUGGUGCCGCUAACCAACAGUACCCAGCUCUCACAAGAAGCCAUGGAGGCUUUGUUAGUUCUGCACCAACCAGAGAACAUAGAGCUGUGGAAUCCUGAUGCCCCCAUAGAGACAUUUUGGGACAUUAGUUCACAGGUGCUCUUCCUAAUUUGCCGCAAACUCAUCGGUCAGCUAAUUGUUAAUGGGACAGAGGUUCUGAAAUGGCUGAGGGAGAUUCUCAUCUGCAGGAACAAGUUUUUGCUCAAAAACAAGGAAUGUGCCACCAUGGGUGGUGGCAUCCCCAUCUGUCGGCAGGCACAGACAAAGCUAGAGGUGUGCCUCUACAUGUUCUUGUGGAGCCCAGACACCGAAGCUGUUCUGGUGGCCAUGUCUUGUUUUCGCCACCUGUGUGAGGAAGCUGAUAUCCGCAGUGCUGCUGACGAGGUGCCCGUUCAGACAAUCCUGCCCAACUAUAUGACUUUCAGUGAACUGGCAUCUGUCAGCAACAUGAUGGGAACGGGCCGCUCCACCUUGCAGAAGAGGGUGAUGGCUUUGUUGAGGAGGAUAGAGCAUCCUACGCCAGGAAAUAUUGAAGCUUGGGAGGACACAUACGCUAAAUGGGACCAGGCCACCAAACAGAUUCUCAACUUUCCCAAAAACAAGGCAGAUGAUGGACAGUGUCUUUGUAUCCCCCUGCAGCAGGAGUGGAUCAACAUGACAGGAUUUCUGUGUGCUCUGGGCGGUGUGUGCCUCCAGCAGCGCAGCACCCCAGGCCCACCCACAUACAGUCCACCUAUGGGUUCCAUGACCGAGCGUAAACACUCCAUGAUCUCUAUGGGCCCUUGUGAGGUGUCCAACCUCAUGACCUCCUCUUGCUCUUCGGCCUCGAGUGAGACACCUGUGAGCCGCUUCCUGGACCGGCUGCUGGCUCUGCUGGUUUGUGGCCACGACAGGGUGGGCCUCCAUGUUCGCACCAAUGUUAAGGAUCUCCUUGGAUUGGAGCUCAGUCCAGCUCUGUAUCCCAUGCUGUUCAACAAGCUCAAGAACAGCAUUGGCAAGUUCUUUGACACUCAGGGUCCGGUUCCCAUCAACGACACUAACACACAGUUUGUGGAGCAGACCAUAGCCAUCAUGAAGAACCUGUUAGAUAACCACUCAGAGGGCAGCUCUGAACACCUGGGACAAGCCAGCAUUGAGACCAUGAUGCUCAACCUAGUAAGGUAUGUGCGUAUUUUGGGUAAUGUAGUCCAUGCGAUCCAGAUCAAAACCAAGCUGUGCCAGCUGGUCGAGGUGAUGAUGGAGAGACGAGAUGACCUGUCCUUCUGCCAGGAGAUGAAGUUCAGGAACAAGAUGGUGGAAUAUCUGACAGACUGGGUAAUGGGAACCUCCAACCAAGCUGCUGAUGAUGACAUCAAGUGCCUGACAAGGGACCUGGACCAAGCCAGUAUGGAGGCUGUAGUAUCACUGUUAGCUGGUCUUCCUUUGCAGCCAGAGGAGGGAGAUGGAGUAGAGCUGAUGGAGGCCAAAUCUCAGCUCUUCUUGAAGUACUUUACUCUGUUCAUGAACCUGCUGAAUGACUGCAGUGAGGUGGAGGAUGAAGGCCAGGCAGUUGGGGGACGUAAGAGAGGAAUGUCCCGACGUCUGGCAUCCCUUCGACAUUGCACCAUCCUAGCAAUGUCCAAUCUACUCAAUGCUAAUGUGGACAGUGGUCUUAUGCACUCAAUUGGUCUCGGUUAUCACAAAGAUCUUCAGACUCGAGCCACAUUUAUGGAAGUGCUGACCAAGAUCCUUCAACAGGGAACAGAGUUUGACACACUGGCUGAGACUGUGUUGGCUGACCGCUUUGAGAGGCUGGUAGAGCUGGUCACCAUGAUGGGAGACCAAGGAGAGCUGCCCAUUGCCAUGGCAUUAGCUAAUGUGGUUCCAGGGUCUCAAUGGGAUGAACUAGCACGAGUCCUGGUGACACUGUUUGAUUCCCGACACCUACUCUACCAACUCCUGUGGAAUAUGUUUUCUAAAGAGGUGGAGCUAGCUGACUCCAUGCAAACCCUCUUCAGAGGAAAUAGCCUGGCCAGCAAGAUAAUGACCUUUUGUUUCAAGGUAUACGGGGCAGCCUAUCUACAGAAGUUACUGGAGCCUUUAUUGAGAGGAGUCAUCACAACCCCUGAACACAUUAGCUUUGAGGUGGACCCCACCAGAUUGGAACAAGGUGAGAACCUCGAAGAGAACCAGAGGAACCUGCUGCAAAUCACUGAGCGCUUUUUUCAGGCCAUCAUUAGUUCAUCAGGCGAAUUUCCCCCACAGCUCCGCAGUGUCUGCCACUGUCUCUACCAGGCUACUUGCCACUCUCUACUGAAUAAAGCAACAGUAAAAGAAAAAAAGGAAAGCAAAAAAGCAGUUGUGAGUCAGCGGUUCCCACAGAACAGCAUUGGUGCGGUGGGCAGUGCUAUGUUUCUGCGCUUCAUCAACCCUGCUAUUGUGUCCCCCUAUGAGACUGGUAUUUUAGACAAGAAGCCUCUGCCCAGGAUAGAACGGGGGCUCAAACUCAUGUCCAAGAUUUUGCAGAGUAUUGCAAACCACGUCUUAUUUACAAAAGAAGAACACAUGAGGCCUUUUAAUGACUUUGUGAAGAGCAACUUUGAUUCAGCCCGAAGGUUUUUCUUGGACAUAGCAUCUGACUCUCCACCCAGUGAUUCUGUCAACCACAGUCUGUCAUUUAUCAGUGACGGUAAUGUGCUGGCUCUCCACCGGCUGCUGUGGAAUAAUCAGGAAAGAAUUGGCCAGUACUUAUCCAGUAACAGGGACCACAAGGCUGUAGGUAGGCGACCUUUUGACAAGAUGGCCACCUUGCUGGCUUACCUAGGACCGCCGGAACACAAACCUGUGGCUGACACUCACUGGUCUAGUCUCAAUCUGACCAGCUCCAAGUUUGAGGAGUUUAUGACCAGGCAUCAAGUACAUGAGAAGGAGGAAUUCAAAGCCUUAAAGACCCUCAACAUUUUCUACCAGGCAGGAACCUCAAAGAUUGGAAAUCCAGUGUUCUACUAUGUCGCCCGCAGGUUCAAAACGGGCCAGAUCAAUGGUGACCUGCUCAUCUACCAUGUCCUUCUCACCCUCAAACCCUACUAUGCUAAGCCCUAUGAGAUAGUGGUAGACUUAACACAUGUUGGACCCAGCAAUCGUUUCAAGACUGACUUCCUCUCUAAGUGGUUUGUUGUCUUUCCUGGCUUUGCAUAUGAGAAUGUGGCAGCUGUUUAUGUCUACAACUGCAACACUUGGGUAAGAGAGUACACCAAGUAUCAUGAGCGGCUGCUGACAGGCCUAAAAGGGAGCAAGCGGCUCCAGUUCAUUGAUUCUCCAGCUAAGUUGGCAGAGCACAUUGAACCUGACCAACAGAAGCUGCCUGCAGCCACACUGAUACUGGAGGAAGACCUUAAAGUGUUCCACAAUGCCCUCAAACUGGCCCACAAAGAUACCAAGGUCUCAAUUAAGGUGGGUUCAACAGCCGUUCAGGUGACCUCAGCUGAGCGCACCCGCGUCCUUGGCCAGCCUGUCUUCCUCAACGAUGUAUAUUAUGCCUCCGAGAUUGAGGAAAUUUGCCUUGUGGAUGAGAGUCAGUUCACCCUCACCAUGGCCAACCAGGGCACACCCCUCACUUUCAUGCACCAGGAGUGUGAUGCCAUAGUUCAGUCUAUCAUCCAUAUCCGGACACGCUGGGAGUUGUCGCAGCCUGACUCCAUCCCUCAGCACACUAAAAUCCGACCAAAAGAUGUGCCUGGCACUCUCCUCAACAUUGCUCUUCUCAACCUGGGCAGUUCUGACCCCAGCCUCAGAUCUGCAGCUUACAACCUAUUGUGUGCUUUGACCUGCACCUUUAAUCUGAAGAUAGAGGGCCAGCUGCUGGAGACAUCAGGUCUCUGCAUCCCAGCCAACAAUACGCUCUUUAUAGUUUCCAUCAGCAAAACUCUGGCAGCCAACGAACCUCAUCUGACUCUGGAGUUUCUGGAGGAGUGCAUCUCAGGCUUCAGCAAGUCUAGCAUCGAGCUGAAGCAUCUCUGCUUGGAGUACAUGACACCCUGGCUGCUCAACCUGGUCCGCUUCUGUAAGCACAAUGACGAUGCCAAGCGCCAGCGGGUCACUGCCAUUUUGGACAAACUUAUCACCAUGACAAUAAAUGAAAAACAGAUGUAUCCCUCUAUCCAGGCUAAGAUCUGGGGCAGCCUUGGCCAGAUAACAGACCUGCUGGAUGUGGUCUUAGACAGCUUUAUUAAGACCAGUGCCACAGGAGGCCUGGGUUCCAUCAAAGCAGAGGUUAUGGCUGAUACUGCAGUGGCUCUAGCCUCAGGAAAUGUCAAAUUGGUCUCCAACAAGGUCAUUGGGCGGAUGUGUAAGAUCAUCGACAAGACGUGUCUGUCCCCAACGCCAACACUGGAGCAGCACCUGAUGUGGGAUGACAUUGCCAUCUUGGCUCGCUACAUGCUCAUGUUGUCCUUCAACAACUCUCUAGAUGUGGCAGCCCACUUGCCUUAUCUGUUCCAUGUGGUAACCCUGCUAGUAGCCACUGGGCCUCUGUCCCUCAGGGCCUCCACUCACGGUUUGGUCAUCAACAUUAUCCACUCCCUCUGCACCUGCUCUCAGCUCAACUUCAGUGAGGAAACAAAGCAGGUUCUGAGGCUGAGUCUGACUGAGUUCUCCCUGCCCAAGUUCUACCUGCUGUUUGGCAUCAGCAAAGUCAAAUCAGCCGCUGUGAUUGCCUUCCGCUCCAGCUACAGAGACCGCUCAUUCUCACCAGGCUCUUAUGAGAGGGAGACCUUUGCACUGUCCUCCCUCGAAACCGUCACUGAGGCCUUACUGGAAAUCAUGGAGGCUUGUAUGAGGGACAUACCAAGCUGCAAGUGGUUAGACCAGUGGACAGAACUUGCACAAAAGUUUGCAUUCCAAUACAACCCAUCUCUUCAGCCCAGAGCACUGGUGGUGUUUGGCUGCAUCAGUAAAAGAGUGAGCCAUGGCCAGAUCAAGCAGAUCAUUCGAAUCCUAAGCAAGGCUAGCCCUCUGCUCAGCAUAGACCGGGGUCUAGAGAGCUGUCUGAAGGGGCCAGACAAUUACAACAGCCAAGUAUUAAUAGAGGCCACAGUCAUUGCUCUGACUAAGCUACAACCUCUACUCAGCAAGGAAUCUCCCAUGCACAAAGCUCUGUUCUGGGUGGCAAUAGCUGUGCUGCAGCUGGAUGAAGUCAACCUUUACUCAGCUGGAACGGCCCUGCUGGAGCAGAACCUCCACACUCUGGACACAAUGCGUGUUUUCAAUGAUAAGAGUCCAGAAGAAGUAUUCAUGGAGAUCAGGCGUCCUUUAGAAUGGCACUGCAAGCAGAUGGAUCACUUUGUCGGACUCAACUUUAGCGCCAACUUUAACUUUGCACUGGUGGGCCACCUACUCAAAGGCUACAGGCACCCAUCAGCCACCACAGUCGCAAGGACAGUGAGAAUCCUUCACACACUGUUGGCUCUCAUCAGCAAGCAUCUGAAAUGUGACAAGUUUGAGGUCAACACCCAGAGUGUGGCCUAUCUGGCUGCACUACUCACUGUAUCUGAGGAGGUCCGAAGUCGCUGCAGCCUCAAACACAGGAAGUCACUGUUAAUUUCUGACCUCUCCAUGGACCCAGUUCCUAUGGACACCUUCUCAAGUCAUAUGACUGAUCCUACGUGCAGAACUUUGAAUGAGACUCAGCCGUGGACAUCACCUCAGGUUUCAGAGCGCUACCUUUCAGCUCAUUAUCCAACAAUGGGCCAGAUUAGCCCUCGAACACGCAAGUCGAUGAGCCUCGACAUGGGUCAGCCUUCACAGGCCAACACCAAGAAGCUCUUGGGCACCCGGAAGAGCUUUGAUCAUCUCAUAUCAGACUCCAAAGCACCAAAGAGACCAGAAAUGGAGUCAGGCAUGACUACCCCUCCAAAGAUGAGGCGUGUAGCAGAGAACGACUAUGAGAUAGAGACACAGAGAAUUGGAAACUCUCACCUUCGCAAGGUGUCUGUAUCAGAGUCCAAUGUUCUGCUGGACGAGGAGGUGCUUACCGACCCAAAGAUCCAGGCUCUGCUGCUCACUGUGCUGGCCACCCAGGUCAAAUACACCACUGAUGACUUUGACCAGCGGAUUCUGUAUGAGUAUUUAGCUGAAGCUAGUGUUGUCUUCCCAAAGGUUUUUCCAGUUGUCCACAAUCUACUGGACUCCAAGAUCAACACUGUGCUAUCCAUGUGCCAGGAUAUCAAUCUCCUGAACCCUGUCCACGGCAUUGUCCAGAGUGUGGUGUACCAUGAGGAGUCACCCCCCCAGUACCAACCUUCCUAUUUACAAAGCUUUGGCUUUAAUGGACUUUGGAGGUUUGCUGGACCCUUCUCUAAGCAAACCCAGAUUCCAGACUACGCUGAGCUGAUUGUCAAGUUCUUGGAGGCAUUGAUUGACAGCUACCUGCCAGCAGCUGACGAGGAACGAGGGGAGGAGCAACUGAGGACACCUACUUCCCCCUACCCUCCUACCAGCCAGAGCCAGCUUAGCAUCACUGCCAACCUCAACCUGUCAAACUCGAUGACCUCACUGGCCACUUCACAGCACUCACCAGGUGUAGAUAAGGAGAAUGUCCAGUUGUCCCCCAGCUCAGCUUUGUCCAGUGGAGGUCGUACUCGCCAUGGUUCAGCCAGUCAGGUCCAGAAGCAGCGCAGUGCUGGCAGCUUCAAGAGACCCAGCAUCAAGAAGAUUGUCUGAUCGACCAGAGAAGACAGCUGCCCCGUCACACAUAUACUUUCUUUCUCCCCCUCUCCACCUGUCCCAGGCCUGCCAGGCCUCAUGCUGCACUCCACAUUUACUCUUUAGUUCCUCCUUCACGGUUGUUGCUUUGGCAGAACAGGUGAUCGUGUGUUUCGUAACAAGGAGGAAUAUUAGCAAGGGCAAACUUGAAUUCUGCUGCUUGAUUUUUAUUUAUUUUAUAAUUUUUUUAUCAUUAUAAUUGUUUUCUUUCUUUCUUUUUUUUUCUCAAAUCUUUAAAUUUAGAGAGUACAUGGUGUCAGACAGGCUCCUUCUCUUCAUAGGGACAGUGUUUGGAAACACUUUAACUGUCCUGCAGUGAGGGAAGCCACACUUUAAGUGGAAAACACUGAAGGGAAAACCGUGUGAAUGGAUUUGGAUGUCGACUGUGAUGUGUCUCAGUUGGCACAGUCCAAACAGGAAGUCUCUGACUUCAGGCAAGUCCCUUGGCCUUCCUCCAGACUAAAUAUUCCAGUGUCAGUGAGAUGGACCAAACGACAACAGUAAAUAGGUGAUUGGGUGUGUCUGCGAGAAAAGACCUCUUCUCUGGACAUCUCAGCUCCCCUCUCCCAGUACUGUACAUAUGUUACAUAGAUUAUGUAUAACUAGUCCUUAGUUCUAAUUUAGAUGUGGAUGUUUUCUCCAUGGUGUGCCUUUGUCAGGGUUUUUCAAUGUGUACAAUUUGUAAAGUAAAAUUAAAAUCUUGCUGGGGACAAAGACCAGGUACUAAUCUUGGAGGCGAGCCAUCCAUAUCUUCACAAGUUCACCAAGCUAUGUCACGACAGGCCUCCAAUGAUCAUCAAAUAUACAAUCAUCAAUAUACCCUGCUGCCUGAAAAUAUUUAUCUUGUACAAGUAGAUCAUAGUACACGAUUCAUCUAUUUACUUUCCAUAAACUGUCUUUCAACAUGAAGAUUGCAAAACACUAGAGAAAAUGCAUCUGUAAAUAGCUGCGAGCUUUCGGGUUUGUUUGGUUUUUCUGUCCUCGUGUUUUUUGUUGAUAUUUUAUUAUGAACUGUAUUUUUUUUAGCAGCAUAGCAUUAAAUUUGUUUACACAUGGACCAUGAAAAUUGAGUAAUAGGCAAUAAUCCUCAACUCUCAAACUUUGUCAACCUCUACCUUUUUUUUUUUCCUUCACACAAACCGGAAGAACACAUUACUGUCAGCUUGGUGCAAUAUGUGGCCAACUUCUGAGUUACUUGUUCAAAUAGAGAUUUAACUCAUAGUGGACAGCGUGGUGUCUAGGUGUGUUUCAUCUCGGCAGUCUGAGCUGGAUCCUUGAAAGGAAAGUCCAACCAGUAAGCAGCUUCGUCUGUUAGAGGAGUUGACUGUGCUCUUCUGUUUUUAAAUCUGACUAAAGUCACCACUGUUCCCUUCUGUACGAAAGUGAAAAUCAAAAAACUCGUCACUGUCAUGCAGCCAGAGUCUUGCCUUCUACUUGGCUCAUAAACGAGCCGUAGCUCACGUGCUGAGCCUCUGCCGUUUUGAGCUUUCAGUGAUCUUUGCUGUGCAAUCAUCAUUUUCAUAACAAAAUUAUUUACUCACAGAAACUCAUUACCUUUAUUAUUCAGGAUGAUUUUCAAAAUAAAUGUAUUUUAUUGACACUUUGUUUUAUCAGCAAACAUUACCAGUAUUGAAAUAAUAAUAUUCGUGUUUACUUUUCAUGUUCUUAUAAACAUUGAUUUUGAAAAUAAGCCUAAAACAGACAUUUUUUUUUUAAAUUGUGAUUAUAGCCAUCAGCUGCUUUAUCCCCAGAUGUCUUUGCUAAGAUGGAGUAUUAAGUAAUCGUCCAUCUGCCCGGCCCUUAAAACCAUGUCUGAAUCCCAUCUACUGGACAGAAACUGGUUCUGAAUUAUGUCAACAGUGUCAGAAGCACCUGUUUCCAAGAUGUAGGUGUCAUGUUAUCUUUAUAUACGCCUGAUAGCUCACAGCAGUACCAAAAAGUGUAAAAUUAGACAAUUUUCUACAAAAUUACCCAAAACAAUAGGUCACAGAGCAGAACAAAGCACUAAGACUGUGACUUAUGGUUCAUUUCUAUAGCUCCUUUGACCUUUUCUGAGAACAAAAUGUUUGAUCAAAGAGGGUGACAAAGUGACUGACUAUAGUGGCAACUGACAGUGCUGGACAUUUACUUUAUAUGUAGCUGCCCACAAAAAAGAUCAGGUAUUCAGAAAGAAAUGGGCAUCAUACCCCGCUCCAUUUGGUAUGGUUUUCUAGCAUUACUGAAAAAUGGUGAAAUAAAAUGUGGUUUCAGUUUCAGUCCUUUAAAGUAAUUCCAGAGCUCCCAGUCCGCAUGAUCAUAGAGAUGACAGGUCUUCACUUGCAGAGACUGAGCAGAUUCUUUGGGGGAAGUACGUGGUAGUAAAUGCUUUUCAUCUGUGUGGCUUUAGAACGGUCUACAUAACAAGAAUUGUGUUUCAGCUCAUUUACUACAUAUCACGGGAACUGUGCAUCACUGCUGACUGUUUUCAAAGCAUGCUGUUGUGUUUUAGAUGCUGUACUGCAGUUCUAACUUUCAGGGCAGCCUGCAUGUGGUAAUAGAAAGUGAGAUAACAAAACAAAUCUGCAGUACAACCCAACACGUCUCUACGUGCAAUGGUGUCAAAGUAUAAGAAACCGGAAUGGUUUACUUUUACACUCACACUGUUCCACUCACUACAUAUGUUGGUCACAAUACUCCAAAAAUUGUUCACAAUUAAAAUUAAAUCAUUAAAAA
Molecule: messenger RNA, 11281 nt
Organism: Maylandia zebra (zebra mbuna)
Lineage: Eukaryota; Metazoa; Chordata; Actinopteri; Cichliformes; Cichlidae
Gene: nf1a
Product: neurofibromin 1a
Biological process (GO): regulation of GTPase activity
Source: RefSeq, a predicted model, not a curated record